Messenger RNA from Cynara cardunculus var. scolymus (artichoke), 1497 nucleotides. RefSeq names its product rho GTPase-activating protein gacO-like. Lineage: Eukaryota; Viridiplantae; Streptophyta; Magnoliopsida; Asterales; Asteraceae. The coding region runs from base 342 to 1238 and encodes 298 amino acids. The record is from RefSeq and is a predicted model, not a curated record. The transcript has 2 exons.
UCUAUUUUUUGAUUGCUGGUAAACGCUUUCAAUUCUCUCUUCAAAAGUUUCCGUUUUCAUCUGAUUUCAGUUUUUCACCAUUCAUCAAAUCCAAAUCCAUCACACCCAUUUUCGUUCAAUCCGAUUUCUCGACAACUCGUUUUGAUUUUUCUAUUUUCAAGUGUAGCAAUCAGUUUUUAUGGAUUGAUUUUAAUAUCCAUUGAUUUGUCUGUGAUUUUUGUUGCUGAAACAAUUUUUUUGGGAUGAGUAUUGAUUGGAUUCAUUCUCUGAUUGAAAUGACGAAGAUUUUGAUCGAUUCGGUGUUAGUUGGUUAGGGUUUAGGUAGAAAGAGUGUGAAAGGAAUGGCGUCACCACUACCAGCGAAAUCUCAACCGCUGCACAACUUCUCGUUGCCUCAUCUGAAAUGGAAGAACCACCGCAGCGGCCGUAGCAGACUAGCCGGAGAGACUUCAUCAUCAUCGCCGCCUCAUCGAUCUCCGUCUACUCCAUGGCGUGAAUCUCCUCCUCCUCCUCCUCCGAUUUCUCAUGCUCAUAUUCCUCCUCCAUUGCGGCAAUCCUCUCCGUCUUACGUUUCGCGGCGGCCGUCACCUCUUCACAAACAAUCGCCGAUGCGUGACUCAGAGUCGGAAUCUGAACCUGGUUGCGCCGUUUCGAAAGGAAUUGAAAAACCUAACAGGAAAUUGUCGUCUGAAAAAUCAACAAAAUCUGUUGAUAACAAUAAAGGGAAAAGAUCGAAUAAGAUCUGUAUUCGUUUCCGGAAGAACAAUAACAUCAAGCAUGACGACACGGUGGCGGAGGAAAAUCGCUCGUCUACACAAGCAGACAACGCCACCGCAGCCAACGAAGAAGAUUCGCUGCCGAAGACUUGGAAUCUGAGGCCUAGAAGGCCGCCGAUGAACCACCGGCAAUCUAAUGGUGGUUUACAGAAGAUCGGCUCAUCGCCAUUGCAGGAGAGUAGAACUUUUCAUGGAAAUAAUGCUAAUAAACAAGCAUCAGAAGUGAAGAAUAACGAUCACAACAAUCUGGGGACGUCAAAGAAGCAGAAAUUCUCGAUUGCUCUUUCCCGUGACGAGAUCGAAGAGGAUAUAUUUUCAUUGACUGGAUCGAAGCCUUCUCGGCGGCCAAAAAAGAGACCAAGGACGGUUCAGAGACAACUUGAUACACUGUUUCCUGGUUUAUGGCUGGGUUCUAUAACCGCUGAUUCGUACAAAGUAUCGGAAGCUCCUCCAAAGGCAUAAUAAUUUAAUUCGUUUUAGAGUGGUUUGAUUUGGUUAGUGAUAAAAUUUAGAUCGGGCAGAGAAAAGGGUCGUUCUUCGAUUGUUUUUUUGGUAGAAGUUCGAACGUAUGGAAGAACCCUAACUUGUAUAGAUGAAGUAGAAUAAUCCAUCGUGUUAUGGUAUGGUUCAUUUAUCUAUCUUUUGUCCUUUAUGAGAAUUCAACCAUUUCCCUUCAAAGAGGUCAAAUGACCCUUUGAACAUAUUUUUAUUUGAAGCUUAA